Dromaius novaehollandiae (emu) is the source of this 6910-nucleotide messenger RNA. RefSeq names its product sodium voltage-gated channel alpha subunit 4 (gene SCN4A). Gene Ontology annotation, molecular function: protein binding; voltage-gated sodium channel activity. Gene Ontology annotation, cellular component: voltage-gated sodium channel complex; plasma membrane; axon. The coding region runs from base 5 to 5110 and encodes 1701 amino acids. The record is from RefSeq and is a predicted model, not a curated record. NCBI's taxonomy places the organism in Eukaryota, Metazoa, Chordata, Aves, Casuariiformes, Dromaiidae. The transcript has 23 exons. Gene Ontology annotation, biological process: membrane depolarization during action potential; sodium ion transmembrane transport; neuronal action potential.
CAGCAUGUUCAUCAUGAUCACAAUUUUAACCAACUGUGUGUUUAUGACGCUGAGCAACCCCCCGGCGUGGUCCAAGAACGUGGAAUACACCUUCACUGGGAUAUACACCUUCGAGUCCCUCAUCAAGAUACUGUCAAGAGGCUUCUGCAUUGACAGCUUUACAUUCCUGCGUGACCCGUGGAAUUGGCUGGACUUCAUGGUCAUCUCCAUGGCCUACAUCACAGAGUUUGUGGACCUGGGCAACAUCUCAGCUCUCAGGACGUUCCGUGUCCUCCGUGCCCUGAAAACUAUCACAGUAAUUCCAGGGCUGAAAACAAUUGUUGGGGCACUGAUCCAGUCGGUGAAGAAGCUCUCGGACGUCAUGAUCCUCACGGUCUUCUGCCUGAGCGUGUUUGCCCUAAUUGGCCUCCAGCUGUUCAUGGGGAACCUCCGGAACAAGUGUGUGCGAUGGCCGCCCCCCCUCAACGACACUCUGCCGGGGGACUUCGUGGAGCUGGGCAAUGACACGUGGGCCAACGCAACGCUCUACGGCAACCUCACCGCCAACAGCACCUUUGAUUUCGAGGCCUACCUCAACGAUGAAGCAAAUUUCUACUUUCUGGAGGGAGCGCUCGACGCCCUGCUCUGCGGUAACAGCAGUGAUGCUGGGAAGUGCCCCGAAGGGUACGAGUGCAUUAAAACAGGGAGGAACCCAAACUAUGGCUACACCAGUUACGACACCUUCAGCUGGGCUUUCCUUUCUCUCUUCCGCCUCAUGACACAGGACUUCUGGGAGAACCUCUUCCAGCUGACGCUGCGUGCAGCUGGGAAAACGUACAUGAUCUUCUUUGUAGUGGUUAUAUUUCUUGGUUCCUUCUACCUCAUCAACCUCAUCCUUGCGGUGGUGGCUAUGGCCUAUGCAGAACAAAAUGAUGCUACAAUGCUGGAAGCACAGCAGCAAGAGGAGGAAUUUCAGCAGCUCAUGGAACAGCUGAAAAAACAACAGGAGGAGCAAGAGAAACAGUUGCAGGACAGGCGGUUCAGCGGCAGUUCCCUGCGCAGCAGCACGGCGGUGAAGAACAGCAACUCUGACCAAGGUCUGAAUAGCGACCAGGGCAAGGCCAAAGACUGCAAUGGGCAAGUGGUCCCCAAGGUCAUGCUGGAGCGAUCCGCUACGGUGAUUGAUUUCAAUCCUGCCAAUGAAGCAGAGAAAUCAGACCACAACCACCUCCCCAUGGACAGCCAAGAUGGGCCAGACCUCGAGAAAAGAGUGGGAAGCACAGUCAGUGUCAUCCCCAAUGCUGUGGAAGAGCUGGAGGAAGCUCACCAGAAGUGCCCACCUUGGUGGUACAAAUUUGCCCACACGUUCCUGGUCUGGAAUUGCUGCCCUUUGUGGCUGAAGCUGAAAGGGUUUGUCAAGCUGGUGGUGAUGGACCCCUUCGUGGACCUGGGCAUCACCAUCUGCAUCGUGCUCAAUACGCUCUUCAUGGCCAUGGAGCACUACCCCAUGACGGAGGAGUUUGAGAAUGUGCUGAGCGUGGGGAACCUGGUCUUUACAGGGAUCUUCACAGCGGAGAUGGUCCUGAAACUCAUUGCGCUGGACCCCUAUGAGUACUUCCAGCAGGGCUGGAACAUCUUUGACAGCAUCAUCGUCACACUGAGCCUGGUGGAGCUGGGCCUGGCGAAUGUGCAGGGGCUCUCCGUGCUCCGCUCUUUCCGCCUGCUGAGGGUUUUCAAGCUUGCCAAGUCCUGGCCCACCCUGAACAUGCUCAUCAAGAUCAUCGGCAACUCGGUGGGUGCCCUGGGGAACCUCACGCUGGUGCUGGCCAUCAUCGUCUUCAUCUUUGCCGUGGUGGGGAUGCAGCUCUUCGGGAAGAGCUACAUGGAGUGCGUGUGCAAGAUCUCCUCCGACUGCACGCUGCCGCGCUGGCACAUGAACGACUUCUUCCACUCCUUCCUCAUCGUCUUCCGCAUCCUCUGUGGGGAGUGGAUCGAGACCAUGUGGGACUGCAUGGAGGUGGCUGGCCAGACCAUGUGCCUCAUUGUCUUCAUGAUGGUCAUGGUCAUCGGGAACCUCGUGGUCCUGAACCUGUUCUUAGCUUUGCUGCUGAGCUCCUUCAGUGCCGAUAGCCUGGCAGCUUCUGAUGAUGAUGGAGAGAUGAACAAUUUGCAGAUUGCUAUUGGCAGAAUCACCAGGGGCAUCGACUUUGUAAAGAGCUCUGUCCUCAUGCUACUCCGCAGGCUGUGGAAGGGGAAGAAGGGCCCAGAGGAAGAGCAAGAAGAGAGCAAGAUGGACGACUCUGUGCUAAACCACGUGGACACCAGCCAGGAUCCCAAGUCGGAGUACAUGGACGGAGUCGCUGUGAAAGAGCAUUUGUUCAUGGAUGAACUGGAUCACAUGAAUUUCAUUAACAACCCCAACCUGACCGUCCACGUCCCCAUUGCCUCAGAGGAGUCUGACCUCUAUGAGGAAGAGACGAGCACCCAGUCUGACACUGAAGAUGCCAAGAAUCCCCUGUCAAGCGACAACACGUCGUCACUGUGCAGCACCGUGGACUACAAGCCCCCGCUGCCGGUGGAGGAGGAGGCGGCAGAAGAGGCCGAGGACAGCAACGAGCCCGAGGAGUGCUUCACGGAAGCCUGCGUGAAGAGGUGUCCCUGCCUCUACGUCGACAUCACCUCUGAGAAAGGGAAGAUAUGGUGGAACCUCCGGAAAACCUGCUUCGUGAUCGUAGAGCACGACUGGUUUGAGACCUUCAUCGUCUUCAUGAUCCUCCUCAGCAGCGGGGCGCUGGCUUUUGAAGACAUCCACAUUGAACAGCGGCGGGUGAUACGCACCAUCCUGGAGUACGCUGAUAAGGUCUUCUCCUACAUCUUUGUCAUGGAGAUGUUGCUCAAGUGGGUGGCCUACGGCUUCAAGGUGUACUUCACCAAUGCGUGGUGCUGGCUUGAUUUCCUCAUAGUUGAUGUUUCCAUUAUCAGCCUGACAGCGAACUGGAUGGGAUACUCCGAGCUGGGAGCCAUCAAGUCGCUGCGGACACUGAGGGCUCUGAGACCGCUGCGAGCCCUGUCCAGAUUUGAAGGCAUGAGGGUGGUGGUGAACGCCUUGCUGGGUGCCAUCCCCUCCAUCAUGAACGUCCUGCUGGUCUGCCUCAUCUUCUGGCUGAUAUUCAGCAUCAUGGGGGUAAACCUCUUCGCAGGGAAGUAUUACCGGUGCAUCAACGUCACCACAGGCGAGCUCUUUGACAUCAGCGUGGUGAACAACAAAAGCGACUGCAUGGCCCUUCUCUACACCAACGAGGUCAGAUGGGUCAACGUCAAGGUCAACUUUGACAACGUUGGCUUGGGAUAUCUGUCCUUGCUACAGGUGGCGACCUUCAAAGGCUGGAUGGACAUCAUGUAUGCAGCCGUGGACUCACGUGAGAUUGAAGAGCAGCCAAUGUAUGAGAUCAACCUCUAUAUGUACAUCUACUUCGUCAUCUUCAUCAUCUUUGGCGCUUUCUUCACUUUGAACCUCUUCAUUGGUGUCAUCAUUGACAACUUCAAUCAGCAGAAGAAAAAGCUUGGAGGGAAAGACAUCUUCAUGACAGAAGAGCAGAAGAAAUAUUAUAAUGCCAUGAAGAAGCUCGGCUCCAAAAAACCCCAGAAGCCCAUCCCCAGGCCCUCGAACAAAUUUCAAGGCAUGGUGUUUGACUUUGUUACCAAGCAAGUGUUUGACAUAACCAUCAUGAUCCUGAUUUGUCUUAACAUGAUAACUAUGAUGGUCGAAACAGACGAUCAAAGUGAACUCAAAACAGAUGUCCUCUACAAGGUUAACCUGGUCUUCAUCGUCAUCUUCACUGGGGAAUGUGUGCUCAAAAUGUUUGCCUUGCGCUACUACUAUUUCACUAUCGGUUGGAACAUCUUUGACUUCGUGGUGGUCAUCCUCUCCAUUGUAGGUAUCGUGCUCUCGGACAUCAUAGAGAAAUAUUUUGUAUCACCCACCCUCUUCAGGGUCAUCAGGCUGGCGAGGAUUGGCCGUGUCCUCCGGCUGAUUCGAGGGGCGAAAGGCAUCCGGACUCUCUUGUUCGCUCUGAUGAUGUCCCUGCCCGCCCUGUUCAACAUUGGCCUCUUGCUUUUCCUUGUGAUGUUCAUCUACUCCAUCUUCGGGAUGUCCAACUUCGCCUAUGUAAAGAAGGAGGCAGGGAUUGACGACAUCUUCAACUUCGAAACUUUAGGGAACAGCAUCAUCUGCCUGUUCCAGAUCACCACAUCAGCCGGAUGGGAUGGUCUCCUUAGCCCGAUCCUGAACAGUGGCCCCCCCGACUGUGACCCAGACCUGGAAAACCCUGGCAGUUCAGUAAAAGGGGACUGUGGCAAUCCCUCCAUGGGCAUCUUCUUUUUCUGCAGCUACAUCAUCAUUUCCUUUCUUAUCGUGGUGAACAUGUAUAUCGCCAUCAUCCUGGAGAACUUCAACGUGGCCACAGAGGAAAGCAGCGAGCCCCUCUGUGAAGAUGAUUUUGAAAUGUUCUAUGAAAUUUGGGAGAAGUUUGACCCAGAUGCUACCCAGUUCAUUGCGUACAGCACCUUGUCUGACUUUGUAGACACCUUACAGGAGCCGCUCAGAAUUCCCAAGCCAAACAAGAUCAAACUAAUCACCAUGGAUCUACCGAUGGUUGCUGGGGACAAAAUCCACUGUCUGGAUAUCCUCUUUGCCCUGACUAAGGAAGUGCUGGGAGACUCGGGAGAGAUGGAUGCCUUGAAGGACACCAUGGAGGAGAAGUUUAUGGCUGCAAACCCUUCUAAGGUUUCCUAUGAACCCAUCACUACCACUCUGAAAAGGAAACACGAGGAAGUGUGUGCCACAAAAAUCCAAAGAGCUUUCCGGAGGUACCUCCUGAGGCGCUCGGUGAAGCAGGCCUCCUACAUGUACAGGCACAGCAAAGAUGAGGAUGCCCUGAAAGAGGAAGCGCCUGAGAAAGAAGGCCUGAUUGCAACCAAAAUGAAUGAGAUGUAUGGGAACAGCGGGACAGACGCAGAGACAGCCCCUGCCUUUAGUCUCGCACCUGUUCCAGGCUCAGAGACUCAACAUGCUCCUGGUGAAGCAAAGAAACGGGAGAAGGAACGUGUUGUGAAAGAGUCGCUGGUAUAACAGAAAGCGUUUUCCAGCUCUCAUCAUCAAGAAGCCUGAAAAGACUCCAUUUGUGUGUCUCCUUCAAGAACUCUUCCGUAUCCAGAUCAAUAGAUCUUAGAUAUUGAGCUGAUUUCAGAUAUUUCAAGUAUACACCUUCACUUUUGAAGCAGGAUCUCUUAAUGAUCCUGUUUCUUAUAGUUCACUGCACUUGCGAAGAAUUUAAUAUUUUUCUUAUGAGAUUUAAAUGUGAAAUCUGUCUAUUGCUGGUGAAAGAGAAAUAUUUUAGUUUUGAAAUGAUCUAGUCGUGGUAACUAUAUUUUUCAGACAUUAAUGAAUGACUGUCCUUUUAUUUAAAGUAAUUAUUUAUUAAUAUUAUUUCACAUUUAAGAAAGUUUUCUGCAUAUUAUUCUUCCAGAGUGCAUCCAGGUAGCCAGUGAAAGAUGAGCCAAAUGAGAUAAUAUUAAGAAUAAUUACAGAAAUGACAAGGUUUUGUGAACAAAAAUCUCCAAUGUCUUAAAGUAGCACUUUUCUUUUGAAUAUUUGAAUAAGCUUUAAGGAUUUUUGUUAUAUACAAAGAAAGUGCAAUUAUGUCUUAAAGAUUUGUUUGCAUAGCCAAAACAAAGCAUCUGCAGAUAUGUUCUCAGGGUUGAAUAUGAGUUUUUAAAGGUCUCUGAAUACGCAUUGAAAUCGUAAACCAUUCAGAUCUCUACGGUACAAAUGCAAGCUGUAUUUAUAUUCAUGCUUCUCUUCUGUUUUCCCGUUUCAUCUAGAUUAUACAGCAGGAAAGCAGUGGGCAAAAAUAGUGCUUGGAGAGCAUCCUCCAAGAGUUCCCAGUCCCCGUAGCAAAACUGCCUCUAGCGUUUCUUCGAGCCCCAUAACAAGCAGAAAUCUCCUGUUGAAGCACUCCUGGCUACUGUUAGUUGACAGGAUGCAUCCCCGGGGAUCGGCGCAAGCCUUUAAACAACAUUUUGUAGCGAGCUGCUUCGACAGGUACCCUUAAAUCCCAUCUGCCGCCGAGAGUCGGGAUCCUUGCCCAAAGCAACAGGGCUCCCGAGGAGGGGGGUUGUACUGAGCCGCGUCUUGCUCCACGUUGCCUUGCUCAGAGCGGUGUUGUCCGAGGCCACGUCGCAUCGUAAAGUCUGGUCUGAGUCGCAGCGGCGUUGGUUUUGGCACAUCUGGCACAUCUGGGAGUGCAGGGGUGGGGAGGGCGCGCGCGGUUCUGGAGACGUCGCUGUGCGGGGUGGCACGUGCUGAGGUGUCUGCAGAGCUGGGGCCACGGGCAAAGCCCGGGGGCUUGGGGCUGGCCGGCUGCAGGCAGACCCUUGUCGGGAAAGGUCCGGGCAGAGAAGAGUGUGCCGGAGGAAGGGUUUUAUCCACCAUUUAUAUGGGUGGCCAAAAGGAAAGUAAAUUGGGAAAACAGGGAGAUGGCCCAGAGUUCAGACAAGUUUCAUUUCUGGACCAUCAUCUUUCUUAAAAGGGGAAAAACACUUGAGAUCAAAAGAAACAUGAACCAAAAAACUUUUUCCGGUUAAAACAAGGGCUACUUUUUGAAGCCAGUGGGUCUGUCGUUUCUUUUCUUGGGCAGAUUUUGGCUCCAAGCUGUUAGGAUGUCUCAUGUUCGUGUUGGCCAGGAGCGGUGCUAAGCUUGUUUGAGUCCGUAUGCUUUCGGCCAGGCAGCAGGGUCGUUCUGCUCGUCGUGUAAUGCUGUGUUGCGCUUUCAUUUCGAUGUGCGUAGGGUGACGCUCCCUGGAAUAGGAGCCUGAGCUAUUUACUGUGUGACUUGAUGCUUUAAAUUGUGUUUACACGGGAAGCAUCCAU